AUGGCUUCUCUCGAACCUCUUCCUCUCGGCUUGCUUGUGCAAAUGGAUCCAGAGCAGCUACAGAUCGCACUUGACGACUUUCGCUCUGCAAAAGAGCUACAGAGGAAAAAGAAUCUCUGUUGUCUGAAGCCGGCAAAUACCCCUCCAUUCUCAAAAUCAGGGUUCCACAAGAGAGUUAGUGAUGAAUCUGGUGAGAUUAGUGAUGGAUUUGGUGCUCGUGUUCUUCUACGAUGUGCUCAAGAUUAUCGUCCUGCUGCUGCUGUUGUUCCAUCUGGAUCAGGUGUUGAGCCUGCUCCACCGACGGUUGAAGAGGAAAUUGCGGAUUCUCUACGACUUUACCCGGCUGUAAAGUGCACUAAGGUCUGGACCAAGGAGCGGCAUUUACAGUUGCUUGCUGCGAGGUUCUCUUUGCAACCCGAUAAACGCAGCCCAAAGAAUAUCCACGAAGAGUUAAUGAAAUUGAGCUCUCCUCCGAAUGUUUCUCGUAAGCAAGUAACGGAUCGUAUGAGAGACGUGAAGAAAUACGAGAAACUUGCAAGAGCCAAGGAAGCCAUUGUUAAAUUUGUAUUUGUUGUAUUUGAGGAAGGUUGGCGCAUCGGUGAUUCGGUUUCUCUACAUCGUGUUAUGUUUUGGCUUGAUCUGACUUGCGUUGUGGUGAGACUUUGGGUUUUUCGCCUUCCUCUUCAGUCGAUCGUUUCGUUCGGCUAA
Messenger RNA from Arabis nemorensis, 708 nucleotides. NCBI's taxonomy places the organism in Eukaryota, Viridiplantae, Streptophyta, Magnoliopsida, Brassicales, Brassicaceae. The record is from the annotation of a GenBank genome assembly.